Molecule: messenger RNA, 987 nt
Organism: Exophiala oligosperma
Lineage: Eukaryota; Fungi; Ascomycota; Eurotiomycetes; Chaetothyriales; Herpotrichiellaceae
Exons: 3
Coding region: 1-987 (328 amino acids)
Biological process (GO): DNA-templated transcription
Molecular function (GO): DNA binding; zinc ion binding
Source: RefSeq, a predicted model, not a curated record
AUGAGUCAAUCUUCUGGCCCUGAUAGACGGUACUGGGCCCAAAUUGCUGACAGGGCAAGUAACUUCGACAUCAUCAAUGUCCCAAGCAGUCCGGAAGAUGGGUCGGAGUGCGACAUCGACUUUGAUGACGAGCUUGAGAGCCUCUGGCUGCCCGCACUGAGGGCUUCUGGAGGCACUGGGCCUCCAGUCGUGGAAGAAACACGCAUCAUAAGAGCGUCUGAUUCCCAUGGGAAAGGAAGAAGCAGUGAAGCUACUAUCGUGGAAUACACAAUAGAUUCGAAUACUUUGAGCUUUUCCAGUCUCCAUGGACGACUACACCAUCCACCCAAUCGCGGUACUCACUGGUACGGGCCAACAAGCCAUUUGCACUAUUCGCGCAACGCCCUGCUGGAGUCCCUAUGUCAGCCGUCCAGAGGAGUCCCAGCUGAAUCAAAUCGGGCCCAUCAAGCUGCCAUCAUCACUUCCGAGAUAAAUACCGAUGAUGAAAAGUCUCUGGAAGAUUUGUUCUUCUCGUGGCAAAAUCCUGCACUUCACGGCAUUGGUCGAGAAGAAUACUUUGAGGCUAAGAAUAAGAUGAGGGUCGAACAAAAUGUAGAGCUUUGCAGCACAGCAUUGGUCAACGCAAUUCUCGCAGUCAGCGCACUGUCGGCAUCUCGCACUUCGUUCAGGACCCCCAGAGGCUACAGACCAGCAGAUUUUUUCGCUCAGAGGGCCAGAAGGCUACUUGAGAAUGACAUUGAUAACCCGACCUUGGCAACAGCCCACGCCAUUCUGGUGCUUUGUAUGUAUGAAAUGGCGGAGGGAAACGAUUCAAGAGUAGGUUGGCUAUACACAGGCAUGGCCGUACAGCUUCUCUACGAGCUUGGUCUCCAUAUCCCCUUGGCUAACAGUGCCAACCUUGGAAAUCUUCCAUCAACCAAGACCCAGAAUUCGAUCCACGCAAGUCGUCAACGUACGUAUUGGGCAAUUUGCAAUUCUCAUAUGUAA